Molecule: messenger RNA, 6791 nt
Organism: Anastrepha obliqua
Lineage: Eukaryota; Metazoa; Arthropoda; Insecta; Diptera; Tephritidae
Exons: 12
Coding region: 1147-5229 (1360 amino acids)
Biological process (GO): intracellular signal transduction; G protein-coupled receptor signaling pathway; regulation of G protein-coupled receptor signaling pathway
Source: RefSeq, a predicted model, not a curated record
GUACUUUAUGCUUUUGUGAUGACGCAAUGGAUUGCGGCCUCAAGUGGGCGCUUUUCAAUACUAAAACGACAUUCGCACCCACUUGUGAGGCUGCAAAUAGCGCGGCAGCAGAAUCGAAACCAAGAGCGAUAUCAACAGCAACAGCGUCCCUUACGGCUACAGCUGAAGCAGAAACACCAACAACUACAAUUAAUUUACGAGAAAAGCCAAAAAUUGGCAGAACUACGCAAGUAUCCCUUCGCCAUUGGCACAUUUUGGAUAUCCAGAAAAUAAACGCAUUUGCCACCGCAAAAGCUACCACUACCAACACCAUCCCCACCACUAGCCUAGGUGGGUUCACGAGAGUUUCGGUGGCGCGCAGACGUUGUGGCCACGGAUGUGCCACCAGAUUCACUCAAUUCACGCUUGCGGCGAAGAAGCAGGCGAUUCUAACAUAACCUCCCUCCUAGCAUCAGCAAAAAGUCGAAGAGGAGGAGAGCUACAUAGAGCCUAAGAAAUAACAAUAACGGAAAACGGGUACAACGACAAAUGCUGUUUUAGGCGAAAUAAAUAUUUACGCGAAUAACGGGAACAACACACCUAAGAAAAUGAAACAUUCAAAUAUUUUUAUACACAAAGACAUGAUGGAAUUCGGCUAAGAGGAUUUUGUUGCACUGAAAGCCAAAAUCGAAAGCAAAAAACAGCUAAUAGAAACUAUAAGAAUACAAAAAAAAAAAAACAAAAACCCAACAAAAUAUAACAAAACAUUACCAACCUAAACUAUUCUCUUGUCUUGCGCGAACUCAAUUUAAUUUCUGUCACGAAUUGAUUCGCCGCCUUACUACGUCUCGUCUUGACUUAAUUCAAUUCAACUAAAUCAAUUCGACUCUACUUGAGCUGUAGCUGCGACGACUCAGGCUGCUGCAGUUUUGACGCCAAGUGAAAAUUGAAUAGCAACGAACACCACCGCCGUCACUACAAUUUCGUCCUGUCUCUUCAUAACGUCGCGCUCGUUGCAGUACACCUGAAAUCUAGCAGACCAGCGAUUUGCGCUAACUAAACGUCGGCCCUUGUGAAUCAAGCCAACAAAAUAAAUUCCCAAACGAGGCAGACGUUUUCGUGCAAAUUGUGCCAAUCAAGGCGCAAUUGUUCAUUUGUGCUGUGGCCAUGGAGCCUCCUGGCGGGUUGCCGCCGGACAGAGAUAGACAACUAGUGCUGCGCCCACAGCAGCAGCAGCAACAGCUGGUGCCUUUGUUGCCGCAAGUGAAGCCGACUCUAGCACUAAAUAUACAGCAGCAGCAGGAAGCACCAACGACCAUUGCCACAUCGCCAGCUGCGGCUGCAACGCACGCUAGCUCAUCUGCUGCAACGAACGCCUCUGCAAAUGCGCCAUCGAUCAACACCACUAACGCACUUGUGCUCGUGACUAGCAGUGAUGUUGUUUGUGUAACUGCUGCAUCCAAUAGUACUGCCGCAACAAGCACCGGCCCUGCACUGGCGUCCGCAGCCAUAGCGAUAUCGGGCACCACUCAGGCGGCUACUGCGUUCAGCGGCAGUGCAGUGGGUGUGCAGAAUCAUCCUCACCACCACCAUCAGCCCCAUCAUCAGCAUUCGACGCAGCACCAGCCUCACCUUCAACAUCCCCAUCACACGCACCACUUACCACAUCAGCAGUCACAGCCCUAUGGUGGCCAUAAUUCAUCAUCCACCUCGUCGUUACUGGGUGGCAUCUCGAGCGGCAGUAGCAGCACUUCGGGUAGUGGACAGCAACAAACUAUCGAGAAGCUGUCGCGGCCAAUGGCAUUCGAUAAGAUGGAGACGUUAGUGCGCGCCAUGCAGAACUCUGGAAAACCCGUGCCGGUGCGUCAGCAGAAAAUAUUUCUCAGCAAUAUUCCAUCUGCGUUUAUGGGCUAUGAUCUUAUCGAGUGGCUAAUGGAUCGCUUGCUGAUCGAGGAAUCCGAGGCGUUGAGCAUAGCCAAUCAACUUUGCUUGCAUGGCUAUUUCUUUCCUGUCAACGACACCAAAACGCUCACUGUUAAGGAUGAUUCGUCGCUGUAUCGCUUUCAGACGCCAUACUACUGGCCGUGGCAGCACAAGGCACCCGACAAUGUAGAGUACGCCAUUUAUUUAGCCAAGCGCUCACUGCGCAAUAAGCAACGUCAUGCUUUGGAGGACUAUGAGGCCGAAGCUUUGGCAUCGCUACAUAAGAGUCUAAAAGGCAAAUGGGACUUCAUCUCGAUGCAGGCAGAGGAGCAGGUACGGCUGGCGAAGGAGCGUAAAAAGGGUGACAAGAUUGUCGGUGACUCACAAGAACGCGCUUACUGGCGUGUACACCGUCCACCGCCCGGCCAAUUUACGCCUUUAGAACCAUGCCCCAUACCGUCGCGUGACCGCCAGGGCUCGAAGCCUAAUAAAAAGAAAACUAUCGACGAUGUGCAGCGCGAAGUAGACUAUCUCCGCAAAUCGCUCAACCGCACGCGCAUGAAAAUGUCACAGGCCUGCGAGUCACUGGUCGCUUAUUCAGAGACGUUCGCCGAGUAUGACUUCUUUUUGCAGCCAGUAUUGCCAUCGAACCCAUGGGUGACGGAGGACAUCACCUUUUGGCAGCUAAACAACACCUUCGUCGACAUACCUACGGAGAAGCGUGUCAAGCGUUGGGCCAUUUCCAUCGAGGAACUAGUUUCUGAUCCAACCGGCCUGCAGGAGUUCACAAGCUUUCUGGAAAAGGAGUACUCACACGAAAAUAUUCGUUUCUGGAUAGCAGUGAAUCGGUUGCGGCGUUCAGCGCACUCUCAGGUGCCACACAAGGUCAACGAAAUUUAUGAGGAAUUUCUGAAGCCGGGCGCACCAUGCGAAAUUAAUAUUGACGGUAAAACGAUGGAGAGCGUGCUGAAGGGUCUCAAAAAUCCAUCUCGUUUCACAUUCGACUCCGCCUCGGAGCAUAUCUAUACGCUGCUUCUCAAGAAGGACUGCUACCCCCGUUUUAUACGCUCCGACCACUACAAGCGCCUGCUGGAGUCCGGCAUACAGCCGUCGCACAAGAAACGCUUCUUUAACUUUGGCGGCGUCGGCGGUGCGAAAAAGAAGAUGACUGCAGCGCUAUCUAGCCAACCGAAUCUUGGUGACGCGGCGACUGCGAAGAGUGUUAGCGGAGUCGGCGUUUCAAUGAUGCAGGCACCUCCGCCCGGCCAUUUGGCACGACGGCGCGGCAGCGAUCGUAGCCUCACCGGCUCCGCGCAUGAGUUGGCUGUGAUUGGCGUGAACAAGGAUAUUACAUCCAAAGUGCCGCACUCGCACUCGCAGAGCAACUUGAGUGAGAUUCCGUACAGUUGUGAGUCCAUUUACAGGGGGGACAUGCCGCAACUCCAGGUCACAGAAAUCACAACACAAGCUGCUCCGUUCGGAAAGCGCGAGAAUCGUGAGAGUAGCUUACGCUCCCAUCAAGAGACAUCUAAACCGAAAGCAGCCCGCCUGGAGACCACCGUCGAAUCGUCCAGUAGUGCAGUGUGCCCCUGGGAUAUACCUGAUGAGCCACCUGAAGCGCACGCACCCACACUGCUUCAGAUAUCGCAAGUUAAGUUGUCGGUGUGCCCUUGGGAGCAGGAAAGCGAACCUGUCGUCAUUAGCAGUAACGCAGCCAAAUCGGCUACACAGCGUCUCACCAGCACUUCUUCGGAUAUCACCGAUGUUUCGGAUCGCAUGCAGCGCAACUUGGGUAUACGCCAUCAGAAUACCGUCGAUAGCGGCGAGGCGAGUAAACGUCUUAUACCGAACUUCACUGAACAACGAAGAGCUUCAAUGUCCUUCACACCAUCUCGUCUAUCAGAGUAUCAAUUCGGACAGACGUCCGUGUCUGCGAAGACCUCAUCUGCCCCAUCGCCCACUGUGGGCUGCCAAAGUGUUGUGGACGCCACACUCCCAACACCAACUCCACCGCUCUUCACACAAAGCAUAGCCACCAUGGCUGCAGUAACGGCGAUUAGUAGUUCCUCCGGCACGAUUACAAAAGAUCCACCUUCCACAUCGGAUGCGGAAGUCGAGGAGGAGCUCAAUAAGCUGGCGAUAUCGCAACGCAACAGCGAAUCAUCGGCAUCCGAAAUGUCUGUGCUACCACCUCCGACCCCAACACCGCCACCCCUUACUAAGGUGACACCACCACCCCCAGAUGAUAGCGUCUGCACUUACUAUCAGCAGGUCGAGAUAGUAUCGUGCGAGAGUUCGCAAAGCGAUCUGUUGUGUGGCGCCGAAGGAAGUGGCGGCAGUGACAAUGGCAGCAUAAUCAUAUCCGAAACUGAGGUGGAGGUGCCCGUGCAGGAAGUGCAAAUAGAGCUAAUUGAAUGCUUCGACUUUCAAGAAGAAAAUAAUCCACAGUUGCCAACACCAACAAUACAAAUUGAACUGGAGAUGGAUGCGCCAGCUGCAGCUGAUGUACACGAAGCGCUGAGAAAAACUGAGGUCCCAAAGGACGAAGCACGCGCAACGCCAACGCCAAGUCGUGAUAAUUCCGUGCCAGAAACACCAGAAAUUGAAGAGCAGCAGUCGUCAGCUGCUAGCACUCCAGAACCACAAACAUCGCCACAAAUACACACAUCCAUGUCUUCGGGUGCACUGCCAAUGGCCGCGUCAACGGUACCGCCACCACCACCACCCAUCGGUCCUAUGGAGGAGGAAGAACAACUGCGCAUAGAAGAGGAAAUCGCAGCUGCACAAGAAACACAAGAAGAGCUGUCACCCACGACUGAUGAGUACCAAGAGGGCCUGCAAUUCGACACCGAUGGCAAGGAGGACUACGAUUACGACAUCGUAGAUACAGAUACACAAGCUGGCUAUAUACCGCCGGCUCCUACGCCGGCACCAUCUAUGGCACCACUAGCUGAAAUGGACAUAGACACCGUGGACGAUGAGCCAUGUGAAGAGCCGGAGUUAAUGCUUGAGGUGACUGAAUUACCAACAACACCGACACCAGCCAUCGAUGCAGUCGAAAUGAUGCCUGCGCUUGUUGAAACUGCAGCACCAGCAAACACAGAAGAAGUGAAAAAGCGACGGAAGAAGCGUGGCAUGGAUAGCAAAAAAAUACACUCCGUCGAUGAAAAAGAGAAGGCAAGUACGUCGGCAGGUGGCACAACGGAUGCGAGUGGUGGCACAAAGUCCGAAGCUGACCGCAAUGCGGUGUGUCCAUGGGAGGAUGAAAACAUAACCACCAGUGAUGGAACCUUUGUAAAGACCUACGCAACGCUCGGAUAUUUAUGAAUAAAACAGAAUCUUUUCAAAUCUAUGGUCAGCAAAAUACUGAAGAAGAAGAAAAAUCAAAAGAAAUGACACUUGUUUGCAUCACAAAGUUACACACAAACUCAUGAACACCCACACAUACACACAUACAUACGUAUGUAGAAAUUGAUUAAUGCCCUGCAGGGAAAUUUACUGAUUCCAAACUAUGGUGUAACUGGUUACAAACUGGUACCAGCUGGUGCAUUUUUAGGCAAUUCCUAGUUCUAGGAAGACUAGAGUAGACUGUAAGCGUACUUUAUAUGGGGUUUACUUUCAAUUGAACCGCGAAAAAAUACAUAAAAGAAAAUGUUUUAAUAAACAAAAAUUAUCAGACAUGAAAGAGUUGAAUGCUUCUUAUGGCAGCCUGCUAUUGAGUUAUUUAGAACCAAAAAGGGAGUUAUUACCGUUCGUCAAAUAACACUUCAAUAUUUGUGAAGCCGAAAAUAUCACUUUAGGUUAAUAUUUAUUUACUAGUUUAAUUAAUUUAGUUUUAUUAAUAAUAAUUAUUUAUUAGAUUUUGGAAUAAUGAACUCCAGAAGAGAAAGCUACUUCUGUUUUUUUCUCCUCUGUGCAUAUACAUACAUACGUACAUCUCUCUAAAGCGAAAUCCUUAUAAAAACUCUUUGAAAAUUUCUCUCUCUUCUUGUAGUUUUCCUGCAGGUCGCAUUUAAGCACACACUUACACAUUCACAUUACAUUCAUAAUUCUACAAUGUCUUGCGAAGAAUUGGCCAUUUAAAAAAUUGUUCUAGAAUAACUACAAUACUAAAUACCCAUACAUGGUUAUAUGGAAAUCUCGAACACGUCACACCAAAAAGGUGCCCUUUAGAAACGUAAAAUGCAUGCAAUCAGGAAGUGAGUGAAAAGUUGAACUCAUUGCCUAACUAGUACGCCACUCCAAGUGAAUUGUUUGUUGCUGAAAAAUAGUUUUUAAUAAAAGAAUACGUGAAUACAUGCGUGGUGAAAGAAAGAAAGAGGGGAAGUUAAGGUAGAGAUCGCUGAAGAGUACUUACACACUGUAACUAUUACUUAGUAUUUAGAAACUUUAGCAACAUUUUGUGACUUAAGGCAAAAAACGCAUAACUAGAGAGGGUCUUACGCCAUAAAAUACACAUACAUACCAACACAUUAUUGAAUUACAUGCAUACAUAUUUACGCACGUAAAUUACUGGUUACCUUAAUGCUGCUGUAAGUUUUUUUGUAGUUAGCUGCGAAGGGAAAACGUAAGAGAAAAAGGGGAGAAAAAUAGCUGCUAAUAUUGCAAAAGCUAUGCUUUGCUUGAUUGAAAAGGCGAGAAAAUGCUUAAGGAAUGAAGAAUGAACUUGGAGAUUAAAUGAGGGAAGUGGUUUUGUUGCUUAAAGAGGAAGUUGCUAAAAAGAAGAGGAAGAAAAAGAAGCAUAAAAGAGGAAACAUGCAAGUAAAACAUUUCAAAAAUAAGUUGUGCUGAGAAGAAAAAUAUUCGGAAAGUGAAUGCUUUUAUUUUUAUUUUGCCAUAAGCAAGAAUGCACUAAUAAGAAAUAAAACCAAAACUAUGUACAACUUCCA